Molecule: messenger RNA, 2412 nt
Organism: Limulus polyphemus (Atlantic horseshoe crab)
Lineage: Eukaryota; Metazoa; Arthropoda; Merostomata; Xiphosura; Limulidae
Product: kyphoscoliosis peptidase-like
Exons: 6
Coding region: 1-2262 (753 amino acids)
Source: RefSeq, a predicted model, not a curated record
AUGGGUUGCGGAUCAAGUAAAAACUUCCGAGCGGUGUCGCCUUUCAGCAAGGCACUAGUGCUGCUUCACUUGGCAUGUGCAGGACCUAAAUCUGAUAACCAAGGUGCUAUAUUAAGGAAAAAACCCGAAUUAGUUGAUCUCGGGAUUCAAGUUGAACAUAUGUUUGAGCUCGUUGACUCUGUCACUCAAACAGAUAUUCCUUCGUUUCCAGGUGAAGACCUGGAGGAAUCUUAUUUUGAAGAUUUUCAAGGACCAGAUAUAUUGGACGUGGAAACGCAGACACUGGCCGGAACACUAAACGAGAAAGAUUCUGUAAAAAGCGUGAAAGUACAGACGAAUCUUCCACAGGGGAAAUUAUGUCACAGCUCUUCACAAACGGAUGACAAGAUAACCAUUGAUAUCGGUAUUCAGGUAGUAACUUCCAAAGUGAAUCACUCUACACAAACGGUCCGCCAGUCUUCAUCGACACAGACCAGUGGAAUUAUAUCAAGCCACACCUCAGGAUACAAAUCUGAUCUAACCGUCAGGCCAUAUAAAUCAACUAAAGUGGAUUUUGAAUCUCAAAUGGACUUUGUUCCAGUCGCGUUAGCAGCAAAUACUGACUGUUCUAACAAUGUACAGUACCCUAAAGACGCGACGUCACCUUUUGCUCAUAUAGAAAGAAAACUCGGCGAGUCGUUUUCGGCCACCAGAUACUACCGAUCUAAUAAAGUAAACAUUCAAGGAAGCAUUACAAGUUCACCAAGAGAGUCUGAAGACAUCUCUCGUCACGACAUGAGUGUAGUACCUAAAUGCACUUAUGAGUCUACAAAUAAAAUAGAAACUGCAGCUCAGACUGAUAAUGAUCCAAUUACAGACGAAGCUCCCGAAUAUGCUGCCUGCCCCCCACCUUGUAAGAAGAAGGAGAUGGUCCCUAAUCCUGAUAUAUUUCUGGAGAUAGACCAACAUGCUUUGAGAGCCCCGAAAUCUGCAAGAACGUCAGUUCAAAAUCUUGUUAGUUACCUGACCCAAGGUGCCAAAACCGAUUUACAGAAAGUACGAGCUUUCUUCAAGUGGAUGGCCAGUAACAUGACAUACGACUGGAAAUAUAUGGAUGUACGUAUAACGGCCGAAGACGUUCUACAUGCGUGUGAGGGGGUCAGUAAAGAUUACUGUACUUUAUUCAGCGAAUUAUGCAGGCUCGCCAAUAUACGUGUAAAGACGUUACAAGGAUUUGUUAAAGGCCACAACUAUAGGCCUGGCCAUCAGUUCAAUCCUGGAGAAGAUGUAAUGCAUGCGUGGAAUGCAAUCUUCAUCUUUGGGGCGUGGCGUUUGAUUGAUACGACAUGGGGAACAGGAUACCUUGACCACACGGGGAAAUUUCAGAGAAAAAUGAAGGAAUAUUUCUUUCUAACGGAUCCUGAAGACUUAAUCUGGUCCCACUUCCCAUAUAGUGAGAUGGAGGAUAACUACAGCAGCGAAUUUAUGUUUUUCAGAUGGCAACUGUUAGACAAGCCUAUAACUCUGGAACAGUUUAAUACUUUGCCUAAGGUGACGCCAUUUUUCUUACAGUACAAUCUCAAAAUACGAUCCUGUGUGCAAAACCCAGUAUUGUGUAAAGUGCAAACCGAAGUCAAGUUGGGAGCUCAUGAACCUGUUCGUUACAAGUUUAAAAUGUAUCCUGCUGAAGAGCUGGAAAACUCUUCAUUCAACAAAUACGUUUUCUGUCAACUCAAAGAAGAUCGCUUAAUAGGCUCGUUCGUCAUCAUUCCGCCUAUAGAGGGCAGAUACUACCUCAAAGUGUACGCCAAGCCAGAAAACGAUACAAGUGAAGACGCUAGCCUUCAUGCUGUCGUGAUAUUUCUUAUAGAAUGUGUGCGAGCAAAAAAGUACAUCCAACCUUAUCCACUAAACGAAGUUCCUUGGGGCCCAACACAAAGUUUCUUUAAUUUCAACAUGAAAUUAAUCAACCAAUCAGGGCCCACCAUCGUAACGUGGGGCGGUCGACGGAAACUGACGCUAGAAUUAAACACGCCGAUGAUCAUAACACCCCAGAUGUUUGAUGCGAAUGGUAUUGAACUAGACUUGAAAGGGGUUCUUGUCCAAGAGGAUUAUGACAACCGAGUUACUUUCACAGUUCUGCCAUACCGUGUUGGUCUGUACAAGUUAAUCAUUUUUGGAAUGCCAAAACCUAAAGAAAAGGGAAAGUGGAAACUCCCCCUCUUGGCCUCGUUCCUCGUCGAUUGCAAACUAACGAAACAAAAACGAAUCUUCAAUACAUAGGAAAGGAAUAUGAUCAGCAAACCUAUAAGCGUGAGAAAAGAGUGCAAAUUAUACAUGUUCGUUGAAGAUCGACAUAUAAGGAUUCUAAACACAAUAUGUAAUAUACAUUACCAGCAUGAUUCGAUUCUAUUUCAAGAAAAGGCUUCCAAA